This is a messenger RNA of Vicia villosa (hairy vetch), 1728 nucleotides long. RefSeq lists its product as uncharacterized. Bases 1 to 1728 code for a protein of 575 amino acids. NCBI's taxonomy places the organism in Eukaryota, Viridiplantae, Streptophyta, Magnoliopsida, Fabales, Fabaceae. The record is from RefSeq and is a predicted model, not a curated record. The transcript is spliced from 4 exons.
AUGUUACCAUGUGUUUCUCCCUCUAAACCUUUGGACCUUGUUGACUACCUUAGGUAUGAAAACCAAGAGCUUCUAGCUGAGUCUAUUUUUCCUUUGGCUGUUGGGCUCCCUCAGAGUAGGCAACUUUUGGAUGGUGUUUUAGUGGCUAAUGAAGUGGUGGAUAUGGCGAAAAAGGAGGGAAGUAGUUGUUUACUUUUUAAGGUGGAUUUCGAGAAAGCAUACGAUAAUGUGUGUUGGGACUUUCUUAGAUUUAUGUUAAGAAAGAUGGGGUUUGGGGAGUUAUGGAUGAAGUGGAUGGAGGCGUUGAUAUUCACGAGUAAAAUGUCGGUGCUUGUUAACGGUAGUCCUACAAAGGAGUUCGUGGUUGAGAAAGGAUUAAGGCAAGGGGAUCCCCUUUCGCCUUUUCUCUUCGUUAUAGUGGCGGAGGGUUUAAAGGGGGAUAGUGAAGGGAGUUGGAAGCAAGUUUGGGUGAUCAAAGCCAUUUUAAGAGGUUUCGAAAUGGUUUCGGGUCUUGGGAUUAACUACCACAAAAGUAAACUCAUUGGAAUUAAUUUGAGUGAUCACUUCUUGGAUUUUGCCUCUAAUUUUUUGUCUUGUAGGAGGGAGGAAAAUCAUUUCAUAUUUCUCAGUAUUCCUAUUGGUAUUAAUCCUAGAAGGAUUUCUUCUUGUAAUGGGAUUUUGAGUAAGUUAAAAUCUUGGCUUUUGGAUUGGAAGGCCCGGUUGCUUAGUUUUGGAGGUAGGCUUACUCUCCUUAAAUCCGUUCUUUGUAGCCUUUCGAUUUUUAUGCUUUCUUUCUAUAAGGCUCCGAAGAAGGUUUUAAAGGAUAUCACGAGGUUCAUUAGUGGUAGAGGUUAUAAUAUCUCUUUUUGGCACUCAAGGUGGAUGGAGGAUUCUUGCUUAAGGGAAUUAUUCCCGGAGGCAUACAAGCUUUCGGUCUUGAAAUUUGUAUCGAUAGCUUGCAUGGGAGGAUGGAAGGACGAGGUUUGGAAGUGGGGGGACUUCGGAAUUAGAGGCCAAAACAGCCCCGCUGCUGUUGACACAGUGCAGCGGCUGCACAUGCACCUUCGUGACUGGCAGCCAGUUCGGGCCUUGCGGGAUGGAGUGGUUUGGUUGCCGGAUCCGGUUCAUGGCUUUUCGGUAAGAAGCUUUUAUGAUUUUUCUAAUUGUUUUCAUGUUCCGUUGGGUCCGGAUUUGGAAUUUUCUUUAGCUUUUAAUCGCAUUUGGAAGUUAGAUGUUCCUUCCAAGAUCAAAUCUUUUGGGUGGCGGUGUUUCAUUGAUAGAAUGCCGACGUUGGAUCUCCUCCUCAUGAGAGGUAUUUCUUUCUCUCCGGGUUUUUCUUGUAGGUUGUGUGGUUUGGAGGCGGAAACGUUGGUUCAUCUUUUAUUUAAAUGUCGGGCUUCCAUUUUAAUUUGGAAAGACAUGGCUUCUUGGAUUGGUUAUGAUGGUUAUGCUUUGGAUAGUCCUUUAAGUAGUUUCAUGGGUUGGCUUGGUUUUUGCAAUCGCAAGAAGGUGAGUGUGGGUAAACAAGGGACUAUUUGGUUGGCAACGUGUUGGUCUAUUUGGAUGCUUAGGAAUGGGAUCAUUUAUCGGAACGAUUGUUGGAAUAUUUUUGAUACCGUUUGGAGCAUCAAGGCGCUUAUUUGGAGGUGGUCUUUUAUUGGGAAAAUUAAUCAAACCAAUUAUAACUUCUACGAGUUUAGCAAAUCCCCUUUGUUAUAUCUUUCCUAG